Messenger RNA from Colletotrichum abscissum, 1020 nucleotides. RefSeq lists its product as uncharacterized. The transcript is spliced from 3 exons. The coding region runs from base 1 to 1020 and encodes 339 amino acids. The record is from RefSeq and is a predicted model, not a curated record. Lineage: Eukaryota; Fungi; Ascomycota; Sordariomycetes; Glomerellales; Glomerellaceae.
AUGGAGAACAAGCCGGAUACGCCAUACUUCCUUGUGCAGUUGCGCAAGAUGGCCUUUGCCCGGAUCUAUUCCGCGGACAAGAAUGUCUCCCUGUUUCUUGACAGGCCAUUACGCAUGAGCAAACGGUUCUGUCAUUUUCAUCUACCAGAUACACUCCCGCCCUCGGAAACUUCGCCAUCUGAUGCCCGGCGUGGGUUGGUUUACUGGCUGCCGAAUUCAGCCAUGGAUUACAGGUCAGAGACGCGCUGGUCAGCACUGUGUGCGUCGAUCAAAGAAGAAAUCAUGGAGCUUCUCUUCGACCGUAGUGGCGCGGAUCAUACAGCCAAGAUCCUUGAACUUGAGAAAUCAACCGAGGAGCAAUGGCGUGCACUUCCGGAUAGAUUUCGUUUUGAUCAGCGACCACCAAAUAACGCCACCCCCUUCGAACGUGAUUUUUUGUUUAGCGUCCAUCUCAACCAUCUACAUGUCAAUCUUCUGUUGAGGCGUCUGACUUUGAAGCGCCAGUCAGAGCCCGAUGGUGCUGUCAUUGAAAUAGCCCUGAAGAUGCUUAGCUUGGUGGUCGAUAUUGUCCUCACUCGAGAUGAACUUGCAAAUUCGGGCACCAAUCUCAGUUGGAAAGUCGCUCACUAUGGGCUACCGGCAGCUGGUAUGGUACUCCUUGCAAUGGCAAGCCAGAUAGAUGCCCCGGUCUUGGUGGCAACACGUGCCAAGCUACUACGAGAUCUCACCGUACUGGCCGCAGAAAUUGAGAGAGGAAGAAUUGUAAAACUUGAAGAUCCGAAUUACGCUUUGUUGGCUAAGGCCGCUAAGACCAUUGGAUGUUUUUUGGAUUCGGUCUUUAGUGACGAUGGGAGGAACAGGAGUGGUUUGAACAUCAGUUUAUCAAACAGUAGCCCUCGGCAAGCCACGGACGACAAUUCAUGGGCGGAAAUAUUGGGAUCGGAUGCUUGGGACUCUGAACUAACAUUCUGGCAAACCCUCGCGGAUCACCCUAACGUGUUCAACCAGUACCUAGUGUAG